GCCAUGGUCGUCCUCUGCGCCGUGGCCGAGGCCGCGCGCGUCGUGACGCCCGACGGUCCCGUCGUCGGCUUCGCCAAGGGUGGUUUUGACGCCUUCCUCGGGCUGCCCUUCGCCGCGCCGCCGGUCGGCGACCUGCGCUUCCGCGCCCCGCAGCGCCCGGCGAACUGGACGGCGGACCGGCCCGCGGUGACCAUGGGCGCCAGCUGCCUCCAGCCCGGGUCCCGCGCCGUCGGCGGCAGCAAGGGCUGGCCGUCCAUCGAUGUUGAUGAUAGUUCCGAGGACUGUCUUUUUGUUAACGUCUGGGCUCCGACGGACCGCUCCACGCCGCUCCCCGUGCUCGUCUACCUCCACAGCGGCGAGUUCCGCUACGGCUCGGCGAACGACGUCGAGAGCCGCUGGCCGUCCUUCGGCGCCGGCGGCGAUAGCGAACCCGUGAUUCUCGUCGCGGCGAACUCGCGGAUCGGGUUUCUCGGCUACGCCGCGCACGAGACCCUGGACGCGAACGCGGGCCUCCUCGACCAGACGUUCGCCCUCGAGUGGGUCCAGCGGACCAUCGGCGCCUUCGGCGGCGACCCGACGCGCGUGACCAUCUUCGGCGAGAGCUCCGGCGGCACGUGCGUCGGCUACCACGUUACAGCGGAACGGUCCAAGGGCCUGUUCGCGCGCGCCAUCCUCGAGUCGCCGGGCCUCACGCAGACGUCCUCCUACGCCGAC
Molecule: messenger RNA, 714 nt
Organism: Aureococcus anophagefferens
Lineage: Eukaryota; Pelagophyceae; Pelagomonadales; Pelagomonadaceae
Exons: 1
Source: RefSeq, a predicted model, not a curated record